Messenger RNA from Scomber japonicus (chub mackerel), 2917 nucleotides. RefSeq names its product oxysterol-binding protein-related protein 1-like. The transcript is spliced from 27 exons. Gene Ontology annotation, molecular function: protein binding; cholesterol binding. NCBI's taxonomy places the organism in Eukaryota, Metazoa, Chordata, Actinopteri, Scombriformes, Scombridae. The record is from RefSeq and is a predicted model, not a curated record. Bases 1 to 2895 code for a protein of 964 amino acids. Gene Ontology annotation, cellular component: membrane; intracellular membrane-bounded organelle; cytosol.
AUGGAGUCUGACAGCCUUGAGGAACAGCUUCUCAGAUAUGCUAAAGAGGGCAGUAGUUCUCAUGUUCAGAGGCUCCUUCAGUUGAGGAUUGACCAAAGCAGCCAGUGGUGGACAGUAACGAAGUGUAAAGCCAGCUCAGGAUGGACACCUCUCCAUCUGGCCUGUUAUUUUGGACACAAGGAUGUUGUGGAGGAGUUACUUAAGGCAGGUGCUGAUGUGAAUGUUCAGAAUAACAUGGGUGACACACCCCUACACAAAUCAGCCUACACUGGAAGAAAGGAGAUUGUUCUGUUGCUGCUGCGGUAUGAUGCCUGCGCCAACAUAAUCAAUGGAACAGCUCAAAUCCCCAAAGAUGUCACAGAGGAUGAUGAAAUCAUUACCAUGCUGGAGGCUGCAGAAAGAAGAGAGGCUAGACGGCGAGAGGAGAGGCUUCUAGACGCAGCCAGAGAGGGGGAAAUCUCCACUUUGUCUAAGCUGCUCAGUGGAAAGGAAGCUCUGAAUAUUGACUGCAGGGAUUUGGUGGGCAAUACGCCCUUACACUGUGCUGCCUACAGAGGGCAGAAGAAGUGCAUUAUAAAGCUACUCAAAUCUGGAGCUGACCCCAGUAUCAAAAACAACAAUGGACAGACCGCUUUGGACCUGGUCCGCACUGAUGAACUGAAACAGAUUCUUGCAGCCUAUCAAAACAAGGAUGUGAACAGUGGAGUGCACAAGAUGGAAGGCCUUCUUUGGAAGAGUUCACGCUUCCUUGGAUGGCGUUCCCACUGGGUGGUAAUUGAGGAUGGAACUCUCUCCUGGUACCCCAGAAAGGCUGAUGCACUGGCGGGUGUCAGGAAACAGGGCUGUAAGUCUCUAACACAAGCCUACUGCAUGGUCAAACCUUGGGACCAUUGCGUCUUCAUGCUCAGGUGCUUUGAUGACACUUUACAUUAUUUUAAGGUCUCCUCAAAGACAGAUUCAGUGGCAGCAAGAAAAAGAUGGCUGGAUGCUUUUGAGGCACACUCAUCCUACAGCACUUAUCACUGCACCCAGCAACACAUUAUCGAUAAUGAUGAUGAUGCCAUAGCAGUGGGGAGCCUGACACAAGCCCUUCAGGCCGCCAGUGCUUGCCAGCUGAAAUUGGAGAGUGAGGUGUCAAUUUUUUUUUCUAUGGUGAAGAAUGAGGAUAAUAGUGUGUUGGCUGCUCCUCUUCUACUGAAAGCCAAAGAGACCAGUGAGCUUUCCAGUGAAACCUGUGCUGCUCUCCAUCUGUGCCUUGAACUGCUGUCAAAACAGGAGGAGGUGUGGAGCCUGAAGUUAGAGCAGGAGGUGGAGAAGAACAAAGCUCUGACAGAGGCCCUGCAGACUUUGGCAACUGAGCACCACGAACUCAAGCCGUCCCUGUGUAAGAGCAGGAGAUUGUCAACCUUCAGUACCCUCACUGAAGAUGACUUCUAUGACGCUGUGUCAGAGUCGGAGUCGGAGCUCUCUGUGAGCGGCUUCCUGUCUGUGGCCAGUCAGUCCUGUGAAGAAGACGAGGGGAGAGACACCCCCCUUCUCAGCAGCCUCUGCGAUCUCAGCGCACUCAGGGGGCCUACCGGAAUGUCAGGGGAGGGUAACCAUGGCAACCGACCAGCCCAGCAUAAUGGAGUGAAGAAGCACAGAGCAUCUCUACCGUCUCCCAUGUUCUCCAGGAAUGAAGUCAGCAUCUGGAGUAUCUUGAAAAAAUGCAUCGGCAUGGAGCUGUCAAAGAUUGCCAUGCCUGUAGUACUUAAUGAGCCUCUCAGCUUCCUCCAGCGGCUAACGGAGUACAUGGAGCACACCUACCUCAUCCACCAGGCCAAUGCUACAACAGACUCUGUUGAGAGGAUGAAGUGUGUUGCAGCAUUUGCUGUGUCAGCUGUAGCGUCACAGUGGGAAAGGACUGGGAAGCCUUUUAACCCACUACUGGGGGAGACUUAUGAGCUCAUCAGAGAUGAUUUAGGUUUUAGGUGGGUGUCAGAGCAAGUAAGCCAUCACCCUCCUGUCAGUGCCUUUCAAGCUGAGGGCCUCAAAGAGGAUUUUGUCUUCCAUGGAUCCAUCUGCCCCAAACUCAAGUUUUGGGGUAAGUGCAUAGAAGCAGAGCCCAAAGGACUCAUCACGCUGGAGCUGCCCAAAUAUAAUGAAGCCUACACUUGGACAAACCCCACCUGUUGUGUCCACAAUAUCAUUGUUGGUCAGCUUUGGAUUGAGCAGUAUGGGAGCGUAGAAGUGAUCAAUCACAAGACCGGAGAAAGAUGCAGCAUGACGUUCAAGCCCUGUGGCAUCUUUGGAAAAGAGCUCCAUAAAGUGGAAGGAUACAUACUAGAUAAAAGUAAAAAGAAGCUCUGUGCAAUGUACGGCAAAUGGACCGAAUGCCUUUACACAGUAGACGCUGCUACCUUCGACGCCCACAAAAAGACUGACAGAAAGAAUUCGGAGGACAAAAAAGGAAGCAAACGGAGCAGUGUGGACGAGGAGCCAGAAGAGAUGCCUCCACCUGAAGCUGAGACGGUUGAGGUCAUCCCAGGCAGUGAGCUCAUCUGGAAGAUAACGCCUCGACCAGACAACUCAGCCAAGUUUUACGCAUUCUCCACGUUCGCCAUGCAGCUAAAUGAGCUAGAGGAGAGCAUGGAGGGAGUUAUUCCACCAACAGACAGUCGUUUCAGACCUGACAUUAAGGCCAUGGAGAAUGGAGAUAUAGAUCUGGCAAGUGCAGAGAAGAAGAGACUUGAGGAAAAACAGCGAACAGCUCGGAAAGAUCGCAGCAAAUCAACACAGGAAUGGAAAAACAGGUGGUUUCAGCAAGGACCCAACCCUUACACCAAAGCUCAGGACUGGAUCUACUUGAAAGGCUACUGGGACAGAAACUACACUCAGAUGCCUGAAAUCUACUAAUAAGUAGAAACACGCAUAUAUA